Molecule: messenger RNA, 2680 nt
Organism: Sceloporus undulatus (fence lizard)
Lineage: Eukaryota; Metazoa; Chordata; Lepidosauria; Squamata; Phrynosomatidae
Exons: 13
Coding region: 276-1676 (466 amino acids)
Cellular component (GO): cytoplasm
Source: RefSeq, a predicted model, not a curated record
CUGAGUGUUAGAAGAAAAUUACAUCUGGUUAUUAUUAUUAUCAUCAUUAUAUUUUCUUAUAUCCCGCCGUUCUCCCAAUAUAGGGACUCAAGGUUUAUCUGUAGUAGUGUUCUUUGGCCAUGACUGUUACUAAGUUGUUAGUUUUAUUCCCAUAACUUCUAUUACACAUUUCUUUUGUAGGAGAGUGGGGUGUGUGUUUGCUUGAUUGCUUUAACAAUUUUAGAGGAAGAGGAAGACAAUUGUCAAAGGAGAGGCAGAAAUCAGUCUCCUGAAAGAUGCUGAGUAGGCUGUAUCGGUUCUGCCGCAGGAAGAGCCGCAAAGUUGCCCGAGCUCCAAUGAGCAUCCCUGGCAGUCCUGAAAAUACUCCUGGAAAUGAAGGGAACUGGACCCCAACAAGACCUCGCCAGUGGUUCUGCAGGGGAUGCCAGCGGCCACAUCUUCUGUGCAAGAAGCCAGUUGGCCAUCAUUUUGCUGAUCCCCAAACCCUGAUGGACAAGCUGCAGUGGAUUCUUGAAGAGAGAGCCAGUGCUUUGGAAGGGGUGCAAUGUUCCUGGCCUCUUCCAACCCUUCAAUCAGAGAGGAAUCUGCCCCUGAACUUAACAGGGAUUGCAGUGAUGAUGAAGAAAAUCAACAAAAGGAAGCAGCCUAUCCUGUUGUGCCCUGACCAGGAGAAGCUGGACUUCCUCCGGGCUCUUUCAGCCAGCUGCACUGAGGCACUGGAGAAGGGGUGCAAUGACCUGGGGCUUCCCCACAAGAAGGAUGAACUAGUCGAGGCCAUUGUGGUGGUGAUGGAGAGUCUACCAGUCACGGCUAUGCCCACUCCUGUGCUCUCUUGUGCCAUGCUGGCUCUCUACCACCUGAGCAAGUUCCAGCCCUCCCUUGAUCGGGAUCUUGAAUCCCAUGUCCUUCGCCUGGUUUUAUAUUACGUCUUCACUAUGGAGAGCACAGCUGUCCGCAGUCAGGACUUCUGCAUCUCUUCAUGCCUCACUCUUGAGGUUCUUCUGGAGGGUUUAUUAGCGGGGGAUGCAACUUCGGCCCACCUUCUAUUCCUGAUCAAGCAUAUUAACUUCUGGCUGGAGUCAUCAGGCAACAAAGAAAAAAUGCGGGCCCUUACCUGUGCUUCAGCUUUGAUUGGGCAUGCAAUCUAUGUCUUAGGGCCUAAAACAUCAGAAAAACACCCAGAAUGGGGAAGUCUGGUCUGUCAAUACAAGCUCCAUGUUGCUUCCAGUAACCCUGUUGUGAGCCAGGCAGCUAGGGAAGUCCUUUCUUCCCUCUACAAGUUCUUCUUGCACCAGAGAGGGCUUAGCCAAAUUCUCAGCAAAGACCUCUGGUGCCAGGAGGACUGUGGUACAGAAAUGCUGGGAUACAUUGACACCUGCAUGGCUGCGGAGGCAUUCAGUGAAAUUCUUAACCAAGCACAGAAGGCGGAAAUGAUCAAAACUGCCUGGUUGGCCUCAUAUAACUUUUGGUUAACUACCAGCGUACCUGGCAUUUUGAUACUCUAUGCCCUUGUGGGAAAAGCUGAUGUCUUUUUAUUGGACAAAAAUCCAGAGCUUGUGUAUAAGAGAACCACAGAUGCCAUCUAUAGCCUGCAGAAAGAGAAAAAGGUCCCAAGGAUACUGGAAGUCCUCUUGUAUGCCCAAGAUGAUGAUGUGCUUGAAGAUCUUGUCUACUGAGCUGUCUGUCAGAACGCACCCUCUGGAGUCAGACAAUUUGGACACAGAGUCACAUGCCCAGGAACUUAACAGCUCCCAAUGACAGUGAUCUCUUUGAAUCUGGGGAGCUGGGGCCUGAGGCAGAGGGAGGCCCUAUUCUCCAGAAGGAGAUGGCAGAUACUACAAAUCAGCAGAGAAAUACAGAGAAAUUACUCCACUUUCUGCAGCUAUUCAAUAAGAGAUGCUGAUUAAUUGAGCCAAUGGUAUUUUGAGACAGCUGCCUAUAAAACACCUAGCAGCUUCCUGGCAUCUUUGCUGCUUGCAACUCUUUUGACUGGCAGAAAGUCCUGAAGAUUUCCCCAUUAACCAGUUAAAGAUGGCAUUCAUAAUCAGCCUGUUUACUAAUCCAGCUGCAAAAUAGUCCACCUCCAAUCAAGCCCUCUCCUGACCAACCUUGCUGACUUUCUGAGGAAAAUGAGAAGGGUAUGGGAAGACCCCAUGCAAGCUAAAACUUUCAAGUGAUACAUCCAUCACCUUCACCUAGGGAAGGGGUCUGUGACUACUUGGACUUCCACCUUUCAGCUAUUGGCUCAGGACUUGGCCUGGAACAAUGCAGCUCUUCAGAACCAGUAUAAAGAUGGUUUGGCUGGUGCUAUAUUGGCCCAGAUUGGAUGAGCUGGCCUGUUGGGCUGUGCCUACUUCUUGCAUCCCUGUGUCCUCAUCAGUAGAACCACAUUCCCAUGCAGCAUUUGCAGGACCCUCAUCAUGUAAAGACCAUUGAUGGUUAUCUACUGCACUCCAGAUCUUUGACCCUUGAAGCCACUGUGCUGCUACUCAAGAUCCAGGGCCACAGUGAGCAGCUGCGGUUCUAUUUAACAACAGUAUCUCAGUUUUCCUUGGUCCUGGCAAUGCCAUGGCUCAUCUGGCAUGAUCCCUAUAUCUCUAGGUGGGAGGUAUUUUUUGCAUCUGGGUUUUGCCAGGAGCAUUCAUGGAUAGAACAGUUGCAUGCUGCUCAAGACUCAAGA